This is a messenger RNA of Anopheles merus, 3852 nucleotides long. RefSeq names its product kinesin-like protein costa (gene cos). The record is from RefSeq and is a predicted model, not a curated record. Gene Ontology annotation, biological process: microtubule-based movement; mitotic spindle organization. Bases 125 to 3457 code for a protein of 1110 amino acids. NCBI's taxonomy places the organism in Eukaryota, Metazoa, Arthropoda, Insecta, Diptera, Culicidae. The transcript has 2 exons. Gene Ontology annotation, molecular function: microtubule motor activity; microtubule binding; ATP binding.
ACCUUGUCAAACGGGCUCCUUUGCGUUUGAAAACUAAAGGCGAAGAAAAAUAAACAUCUCCUUGCAGCCAUUCUCGCAACGCGCACAAAUCGGUUCCUCGAUGCCAUAAUAAAAGCAAUAAACCAUGAACAUACCGCUAAAGGUUGUGGUGCGCCUGUGGUCCGAUCCGUCGAAGGACAGCAACAAACCAUGCACCAGCAAGGAUGAUAAUAACCCGCAGCGAGAUGAAAGUGACCCAGAAACACACCUCACCAGUGCCGGCGGACGAACGUUUCGCUUUUCGCACGUCUCACGCACACCGCCCGUCCGGAAUCAGGAGCUGUACUUCGAGUCCGUCGCCGGGCUGAUGGAGUCCGUGCUGGAGGGGUACGACUUUUCGAUCGUCACGUACGGAGCGAAGGGCACGGGCAAAACUUUCACCCUGUACGGUGCCACGACCGGCGGCUCACCGUCAUCACCACCGCCGGAGGAAGAGUGUGGCAUUGUGCUGUGUUUUGUGAGGGACCUGUUCUGCCGCCUGAAUGCGCACCCGGAGCGCAUGUUUUCGAUCAGUAUUGCGUGGAGCGAAAUUACGGCCGGCGGUGACGUGAUCGACGUGCUGGAAAAUGCGGCCAUGGUGCAGUGCUUCUCGGUGGAGGACACGUACGCCCUGCUCGGGUUGGGCCUUCACCGACGGAAUGGGGAAAAUCACAGUAUUCUUAGUCUGGUGCUGGAGCAGCAGUGGACAUCGGUCGGGGGGCUCAAUCAGCACCGCCAAUCUACGAUAAGCUUUUGCGAUUUGCGCGGUUCUGAGCGGGAAGGGCCCGACCUCCGCCCGCUCGACAACGGGCUGCACAAGCUGGAGGAUAUCGUCGUGCGGCGAAGCAACCAGUACAACGAGUCCGUACUGACCGCCUUCCUGAAGGAUUCGUUCGGGGGCCGGGCACAAACCUUGCUGCUGCUGUGUGUGGCUGCCUCGACGCUCGAAACGGAGGGUACGGCGCGCGAUCUCGAGUUCGGUGAACGGGCGGAAGAGAUCGUCAACCACGUGGUGAUGAACACGUUCUCCGACAACAACGUGCCGAUUGUGGACCAGCCCGAGCACGAUCCGCUCGCCGGUCCGAACACCAACCUCGACGGGCUGUACUUUGCGUCCCAGCAGUGGGCGAAGCUGCUGAAAAACGCCGAAUGUCUGUUCACGAAGUUGUUCAGUACGGGCGAGCUAAACCAAACGGAGCGCAGCCAGAUCGAGGAGUGGCUGUACCUGAAGGCAGAGUGUGACGAUUGUUUCAGCUCGACCGAGGUCAGCAUUCCGACGGGGACGCCCCACCCAGCGCGCGCCUGUCUCGGCCCAAUCGAGGAGAUCGAUGAGGUGGAAGACGGCACGACGACGGUGCACGGGAGCGGGAAGGAAGCGUUUCCUUCCGACAACGAGAGCGAUUCCGACAUCUGCACGCAUCUGACGGACGUGAGCGAUCGCAUCCAGAGCUACAUGAAAACGUUCCAGGAGAAAACGAACACGCUGAUCAUGGAGAAGUAUGAGGAAUUUUUCAAAACACACCCCACGGGACCCGCGAUGGGCGGUGGUGGCGGUGGUAGUGGUGGUGCGCUGGAGGAUGGGCAGGAGCAGAAGCUGCAAACGGUGCCCACCCGCACCGAGGAGAGCAAGUUCCACAACCCGGCGCGAAGGAAAUCGAUCUUCGACAGCGAAACGGUUACCAGCAGCACCGAGCUGACGCUGAUGUUGCCGCUGAAAGGCGAAAGCACCCUCCCGGCUGCGCCGACCGCGCUGGACAAGCGGCUCGACACGCUCGGCAGCAAUCUGCGCAUCUGCCAGACGGGGAUCGAGUCGCUGCACGCGCAGAUCGAGGAGAUCCGGCGCACGAUCGCGCUGAAGCAGAAGUACAUCGCCGAUCUGAUCGAGAACAGCGAGACGCGCUCGGUCGCCAAGUCGCGGUUCAGCAAGAAAAAGCACAAGCUCGAGGCGGAGUACGAGAAGGCGAAGAAGCAGCUGCGCAAGGCGGUCGUGCACGGGGCGAACAAGGAGGACAUCAAUCGGCUGAAAAGCCAAACAUCACAGCUCGAGCAGCGGCUGAAGGACCUCGAGUCGAUCGGGUUCAUUGCGGGCGAGUCGGGCCACAAGAAGAAGAAGCUGCAGCAAUCGAUCAAGGACUCGCAGAAGCAGCUGGACGUGCUGCAGCGCCUGCUGAAGAAGGAGCUCGACCGGAAGGAGUCGCUCGAGAAGGAGCUGGAGGUGGCGCAGCGGGAAGCGAAGGCGGUGCGGCAGGGCGGCAGCGCGGGGCCACUGCAGGAGCUGACGGAAAGCAGGAGCAAAAUACGCAACAUGAACGAGCGCAUCUCGCACAUCGAGCACGUGCUGAAGGAAAAGUCGAGCAGUUUGAAAAAGUACGUGAACAAGAAGAGCGCCGAGAAGGAGUCGCUGCGGUGCGAGAUACGCAAUCUGCGCCGGACGCGGGACCAUCUGGUGGAGCAGCGGUGCCAGCUCGAUCGGAAGCUGCGCGAGGACAAGAUGCCGUCGUUCGACGAGGAGCGCAAGCUGGUCGAGUGCGACGAAGCGAUCGAGGCGAUCGAUGCGGCGAUCGAGAUGAAGAACGAGCUGAUCUGCGGGCGGAAGAGCAUCGAUACGGACGAGAGCCUGCAGCGGGAGAAGGGCGAGCAGAUGCUGAUGGCGCGGCUGAACAAGCUGUCGCUGGACGAGAUGCGCACGCUGCUGUACAAGUACUUCCAGAAGGUGGUGGAUCUGAAGGAGGCGAGCCGCAAGCUGGAGCUGCAGUUCAUUGCGCUGGAGCGCGAACGGGACGCGUGGGAGUGGCAGGAGAAGAUACUGACCAACACGAUCCGGCAGACGCGGCUCGAGAAGGAGCGGUCCAUUGUGGCGCUGCAGAAGCAGCACGAGACGAAGCUCAAUCUUAUGCUGCGCCACUUUGCGGCGGACACGUCCGCCUCGAUCACGAGCACUAUACCGGACAAUGCGCUGCAGCAGCACCCGCCGCCGUACCAUGCGGAGUUUGUGCUGGGGUCCGGGGCGGCCCGCUACCAUCAUCGCGUGCAGUACGAAUCGGACGAUGGUGAAACAACGACCAGCGCCGAGCCAUCGCUGCUCGCUGCCGGCCACAGCUCGAAACAGUUGGCCCACUACAAACCGGGGGCACUGGCAGCAGCGGCACACAGCUCCAACACGGCAGCGCUCGCUCAUCGGGGUGGUGGUGUCGUGCAGCAGGUACAGCAACCGCCGCUCGCAGCGCUCGGCGAGAAGGAACACCGGCCCAAGAGCAAGCUGUUCUCGAAGCUGCAGGUGCUGUCGCGUUACCAUGGCAGCGAUAAGCGCAAAAUCUUCCAGUCCGACAUACCGCAGCAGAAUCUCAAGCAGCUGCAGGGCGCCUCCCGGCCCUCGCUGACGAAGGUGACGCGCGAGAAGAACAAAAUCAUCAUCCAGAGCGAUGGGGGUAGCAAGUAGGAAGAGGAACGACAAUCUCAAGAGCUCUCUGUUUUUUUGUUUUUUUGCAUAUACAUGUACAAGAAGUUUAACGCAACAUGCUUGCGAAUCAAACCGCAACAAAAGUUCGCUCAGUUUUCGGUGUUAGUUUCGUAGCGUGAAAUGUUUGUUGAAUCGAGCCGUUUUCCAUGUAGUCAUCCUGUAAAUCGUAUGUGUGCGUGUUUAUGUAAGAUCGGGGUGGAGAAAAAAAACCUCCCGAAACUGUUACGAGUAGACGCUAGAUUACUGGAAAGUCUUCACCGUCCCAAGAUUUCUUCCUGCAUGCGUACAAGACAAAACACACACACAAAGAUGCAUUUAUCAAUGUAUUAAAUUGUUUCUGUGGUUAAUAAAGUGUCACACGAAAAAGCGUAAAA